Messenger RNA from Impatiens glandulifera, 2284 nucleotides. Its product is annotated as fatty acid amide hydrolase-like. Gene Ontology annotation, cellular component: membrane. Gene Ontology annotation, biological process: N-acylethanolamine metabolic process. Gene Ontology annotation, molecular function: N-(long-chain-acyl)ethanolamine deacylase activity. The coding region runs from base 76 to 1962 and encodes 628 amino acids. NCBI's taxonomy places the organism in Eukaryota, Viridiplantae, Streptophyta, Magnoliopsida, Ericales, Balsaminaceae. The record is from RefSeq and is a predicted model, not a curated record. The transcript is spliced from 20 exons.
AUACAGCAAUAAUAAUGGAAGUAUCAGAUUACCAGCAAAGCAGUCGGGAGAGAGAGGGAGAGAUUAUAGUAGUUUAUGCCUUUGUUUGAUUCGAGAACUGAACGAACGUUCAUCUUCCUCAGCGGUUUGAAGAUGGGAAAGAGCCGAGUGAUGUUGCCGGUGACCGAAGUUGACUUGGCGGAAGUCAAGUAUGAAUCCGCAGGUUUUCAAGCUCCACAUUUGACUGGAACCACUCUGAAGUUGUUCGUAAGGUUGAUUGAAAUGCCAGUUAUUGGUCAUCUAAUCAUAUGGCAUAUGAAGAAGCAAAAUAGAAUUGAUCAGAUAUUGAACAAAAGUGUUGUACCGGAGACACCUAUGUAUAAACCUGAAUUUCCUCCUCAAGAACCAGAGCCUAGUGUUAUUGCUCUAGAAGAAGAUGGGAAGCCUGAAGACCGAGUUGGAUUAGGCUUCAAGUGUCUCAAACAUUAUGAUGCUGCUAGCUGUUGGGUGGAUCAAACCAAUACAUCUUUCCGUUACUGGACUAUACGCGACUAUGCAUAUGCUUAUAGGUCUAAGUUUACUACUCCAUCUAUGGUUGCUGAGCGUAUCAUAUCAGUAAUGGAGGAGAUUGCCAACAAUAUGCCUCCAAUGCCCAUGUUGAUAUCUUUUGAUCCUGAAGAUGUAAGGAAGCAAGCAGCUGCUUCUACACAAAGGUUUGAGGAAGGAAAUCCAAUAUCAAUCUUGGAUGGAAUUUUCAUGACCAUUAAGGAUGAUAUAGAUUGUUUACCUCAUCCAUCAAAGGGUGGCACAACAUGGUAUCAUGAAGUGCGUCCUGUUAAAAAGGAUGCAGUUUCUGUUUCAAAAUUGCGCAGCUGUGGUGUUGUUUUUGUGGGGAAAGGAAACAUGCAUGAACUAGGUUUAGGAACAACUGGGAAUAAUUCAAAUCAUGGAACCGUUAGAAAUCCGCAUGCUCCAGAGAGGUAUACAGGUGGAUCGUCUUCAGGUCCUGCAGCAAUUGUUGCUGCGGGCAUUUGUUCAGCUGCACUAGGAACAGAUGCAGGAGGUUCUGUUCGUAUACCUGCUUCUCUAUGUGGUGUGGUGGGAUUGAAGACUACUUAUGGACGGACAGACAUGACUGGGUCCAUAUUAGAUGUCGGGACAGUGGAGAUUAUAGGACCAAUUGCAUCAAAUGUUGAAGAUGUCAUUCUCGUGUAUUCAGCAAUACUUGGUUCUUCACCUGCUAAUAGAAUCAGUUUGAAACCGUCCCCUCCAUGUUUGCCUGAUUUAUCAUCUAGUGAGAACAUAGACGUUCUAGCUUCAAUAAAAUUAGGGAAGUACACCAAGUGGUUUAACGAUGUAUUUUCUUCUGAAAUCUCUGAGAAAUGUGACAGAGUUCUUAAGGUGCUUAUUGAGAAGUAUGGUUGCAAAACGAGUGAAGUUGUAGUACCUGAGAUGAAAGAGAUGCUCAUUGCCCAUAUGGUGUCUACUGGCUCUGAAUAUCUUGGUUCCCACAUUCCCCAUUGCAAGGAUGGGAAUGGUGUGAAACUUAAUUAUGAUAGUCGCACUAAUAUGGCCAUUUUCCAGUCAUUGACAGCUUCAGACUAUGUUGUUGCCCAACGUAUGAGGCGAAGGCUGAUGUACUAUUACACAGAGAUAUUCAACAAAGUGGAUGUCAUUGUGACCCCAACAACUGGUAUGACGGCGCCAGUAAUACCACCUGAUGCUCUUAAAUUUGGAGAGUCUGAUUUGAAGGUCACAGGUAAUCUUAUGCGAUAUGUUAUAUCAGCAAAUCUUCUUGGAUUUCCAGCAAUAUCUGUCCCUGUUGGAUAUGACAAGCAAGGACUGCCAAUAGGUCUACAAUUCAUAGGUCGCCCUUGGGCCGAAGCUACAAUUCUGCGUUUGGCUGCUGCAGUUGAGGAACUCAAUCUGGAGCCUAAGAAGAAACCUAAAAUCUUUUAUGACAUUUUAAAGAAGACCAGCUGAUUUCUUAAUGGAAUGAAGAAAUGGGUAAAAAGAGUAACCAAUAAUGCAAUUUCUCUAUAUAAUAUAUAAAGGCUUACAGUAAUUUGUUGAAGGCCUCAAAUUCAUUUCAUCAAAUGCACAGCUAGACCAGGUAAAAUCCUUGGUAUUUUUAUGUGUGUGUAAUAAAUGAAAUAAAAUACAAAUGUGUGUAAUUUAUGGGUGUAUUAUAAAUUAAAUAAAAUACAAAUGAAGAUUAUUGUUGUGUUAUUGUGUAAACAUGAAACUUGAUAAGUCUGUGUUAAUGUUUUUUUUCUUUUGAAAAUAAUGAAUUCUUUUUUAUUAU